Tripterygium wilfordii is the source of this 1122-nucleotide messenger RNA. RefSeq lists its product as uncharacterized. NCBI's taxonomy places the organism in Eukaryota, Viridiplantae, Streptophyta, Magnoliopsida, Celastrales, Celastraceae. Bases 206 to 979 code for a protein of 257 amino acids. The record is from RefSeq and is a predicted model, not a curated record. The transcript is spliced from 4 exons.
AUCUGUUUGUGUGUGUAUAUGCUCUCCCCAUCUCUCUCUCUCUCUCUCUAGGAAUAAAUAUAUGUCACUUCCACUCUUGUGAACCUCCAUAAAUACUCUUUAUCUCCAACACCCUCCACUCUCUUUCAUUUCUCUACUCUCUUCAAUUACUCCACUCCUUUGAUAACACCACAACAAAUUUAGGGUUCUUCUUUCAAGUCUUUAUAUGAUCAUGGGAAUUGAGAGGCCUGCAUGGUUGGAAGCACUCCACACAGAGAAAUUCUUCGUGGGUUGUUCAUACCAUGAAACAUCAAAGAAGAAUGAGAAGAACAUAUGUUGUUUGGAUUGUUGUAUAAGUAUAUGCCCUCACUGUUUACCUUCUCAUCGUCACCAUAGGCUUCUUCAGGUUCGACGAUACGUUUAUCAUGAUGUUGUUAGAUUGGAAGACCUUCAAAAGCUCAUAGAUUGCUCCAAUGUUCAGGCAUAUACUAUCAACAGUGCAAAAGUGGUGUUUAUCAAGAAGAGACCUCAGAACAGACAAUUUAAAGGGGCUGGAAAUUAUUGUACUUCCUGUGACAGAAGUCUCCAAGAACCCUAUAUUCAUUGCUCACUUGGAUGCAAGGUGGAUUUUGUGGUGAAACAUUACAAGGACUUGUCUCCAUUCCUAAGGCCAUGCAAGUCUCUAAAACUAAGUCCAGACUUCUUGAUUCCUCAAUUUGACAACAACGUUGGAGAAGACGAAGUGAUGACCAAUGAGACAGCCAAUUCGACAAUUGUGGACUCCGAUGAGCCAAUGAGCUGGUCCUCGGCCUCGGGUUUCUCAUCAUCAUCAUCGGGGUCCGACAACAUGAGCGUGGCAUGCACGACCCAGAUUGUCCGAAAGAAGAGAAGCGGAGUAAUCUAUGUGUGCAAUAGAUCAGCCCCAAAUUAUAAGGAUGAAGACAUGGCUACAAGCAUGAAUAGAAGGAAAGGCAUUCCUCAUAGAUCUCCUUUGUGUUGAUUCAUAUUGAAUAAUUAAUAAACCUAAUUGGGUUUCUUUUUCCUACUUCCAAACAAUUUCUUGACUCAUAUUUUUGACUGAAUCUUUUAAUGUACUAGUAUUUAUCUCCCUUUAUCUUGAAAUUAAGUUAAUUAAUUAAUUAA